AUGAGUUGUCAAGCCUUUCCUUCAGCUGACACCUUCAUCCCUUUGAGUUCUGACUCGUCUCCCACUCUGCCUCUGAUAAUGCAUCAUAGCGCUGCAGAGUGCUUACCCGUCUCCAAUCAUGCCACUAAUGUGGUGACUACAGGUCUGCAUUAUUCUGUCCCUUCUUGUCAUUAUGGAAACCAGCAGGCUGCAUAUGGGGUGAUGGCAGGCAUCAAACCUACAGCUCCGGAUAUGCUAGCAGCUAGUCUCUCUCAAAGUCGCAUUUUGCAGACCUGUAGCAUGCCCCAUCCCAAUGUUGUGAAUGGAGUCGGCACUUUACAAGGUGGUCUGACCCCUUGCCUUUAUAAAUUCCCCGACCAUGCUCUGAGUGCAAGUUCCUGUGCUCUAGGCCAUAGCUUUACUCCCAUGCAUCCAUCCAUCCUUGGAGAUGAUCCUAUCACCACUGAUUUUAAGCAGGAAUUCCGAAAGAAAAACAAAUCAAUUGAGGAACCAAUCGAUAUGGAUUCUCCUGAAAUCAGGGAACUGGAGAAGUUUGCAAAUGAGUUCAAACUGAGAAGAAUUAAACUAGGUUAUACCCAAACAAAUGUUGGAGAAGCUCUGGCUGCUGUGCAUGGCUCUGAAUUCAGCCAAACCACUAUUUGCCGGUUUGAAAAUUUGCAGCUGAGUUUCAAGAAUGCUUGCAAACUAAAAUCAAUACUAACCAAGUGGCUCGAAGAAGCUGAACAAGUAGGAGCUUUAUACAAUGAAAAAGUUGGAGUGAAUGAACGGAAAAGAAAGCGUAGAACAACAAUAAGUAUUGCAGCUAAAGAAGCCCUAGAAAGUCAUUUUGCAGAACAAAGCAAGCCAUCAUCUCAGGAGAUCAUGAGGAUGGCUGAGGGGCUCAAUCUGGAGAAAGAAGUGGUGAGAGUUUGGUUCUGCAAUCGGAGACAAAGAGAAAAAAGAGUGAAAACAAGUUUACACCAGAACACCUAUAAUUCCAUUAUUAAGGAUCAUCAAGAGUGCUCAUAACAUUCCUUCUGGAAAUAAAUUGAUUUCUGACUUUGAAAAUUACACCUCCCUACCCCCCCCCAAAGAAAAAGAGGCCCACUGAACUAAAAGCAGAGCAUAUAAUGCUUGCCACCAUUACAAGUUAGUAUUAAAUAAUCUUAGGGAUGCUUUGCUAUGCAAUUCCUUUGCCGAGACAUACAGCACAAUCCUAUACAUGUUUCCUUGUAAGUCUAUUUUACAGUAUCAUUGGGACUUAGGACUGCAGCUGCAGGGGACCAACUGCAUGCCACACAAUCACUUUGGUGCAAUGAACACAAGACAUGGUGUUCAGACAUGUAGAAAGCAGUCAAAGCAUGCCUCUCUCUCCCGACAGCAGCCAUGUAUCUUGUGCUGGGAAGACUGGUGCCACAAUCUAAUAUGAGCAGGUGGAACUUGUCGUUGGAAUAGACUGCAGGCUCUGAAUGGACAUUAACCACCUCAACACCCUUUCACAUAUGCCCAAAGUGUCUAUUUUAUUCCACAAGUGUCAGCAUCUUUAGCCUUAUUCAAACAUUAUGUUGCAUGUUCAUAAAGGUGUCUGUACACAUGUACCUGGUGUGAAUGACUGACAUACAUGUGUUUUUAAAAAGAACUUGGAUACAGUCCCCCUCAAAUGCAGGGUACAGAUAAGUGAACUACUUUGAACAUAAUGUGCAAACAAUUGUACACACAUAGAGAUCUGUAUCUCUCAUGCAUUCUGUACAGACUGAACUUAAGACUUGCAAGAAAUAAAAGAUCUAUUCAU
Molecule: messenger RNA, 1771 nt
Organism: Hemicordylus capensis (graceful crag lizard)
Lineage: Eukaryota; Metazoa; Chordata; Lepidosauria; Squamata; Cordylidae
Gene: POU1F1
Product: POU class 1 homeobox 1
Exons: 7
Coding region: 1-1008 (335 amino acids)
Biological process (GO): regulation of transcription by RNA polymerase II
Molecular function (GO): DNA-binding transcription factor activity, RNA polymerase II-specific; RNA polymerase II cis-regulatory region sequence-specific DNA binding
Source: RefSeq, a predicted model, not a curated record